Messenger RNA from Baudoinia panamericana UAMH 10762, 861 nucleotides. RefSeq lists its product as uncharacterized. The record is from RefSeq and is a predicted model, not a curated record. Lineage: Eukaryota; Fungi; Ascomycota; Dothideomycetes; Mycosphaerellales; Teratosphaeriaceae. Gene Ontology annotation, molecular function: catalytic activity. The transcript has a single exon. Bases 1 to 861 code for a protein of 286 amino acids.
AUGCACGACAAGACCUUCUCCGUGCAACAUGAGCAGGGCCUGUCGUACCCACCGGCCUUGGACGAUGGGGAGGACCUCUAUGUGUUCACCACCGUGCGGUGGGACGCAAUGCUCGCGGCCGCCUUUGAGAACACGAAAGCAUCGUGCAACCAUCCAAGUCCUUUCUACAUGUUCGAGCAUCAUUGGACAAGACUCCAGGUCUCGAGGUGGACAAACGAUCUGCCUAGGAGUAGCCCAGCCGAGCUCUUGCGAACCCUGAACCGUGAUGUACAAAUAUGGCAAGCAGAUCACCCAGAGGAGAAAUACGAAUCGCUCAGAGUCAGGCAUCGUAUGUUCCCAAGUGGCAAAACAAUCAGCGACAUUCUGCCGACGGCUCGCGUACCAAUAGAAUAUCUCUUCCCCAAAACCUUCAACUGUCCGGUGACGGAGAGGCUUUCCAAUGCGCCCUGGACGAUUGUGCUGGACAGCGAACCUACCGAGAUCAGCUCGUCUACUAUGUAUAAAACAUCCGAUCGUAUGUGUUACAAUCGGGCGCGGGCAGCGGCUGGCAUCACUUCUUACACGCAAACCAAGGAAGUCCUGCUGUACAGCAGCGACGGUGGCAUCCUUGACUGCUCCAUUUCCACUCCAUAUUUCUUUCGGAAUGGCAGAUGGGUCGUUCCUGCAGCGUCGAGCGGCGGCUUGCAGGGGACGACACGACGCUGGUCGUUAGAGCACGGCUUGUGUGUUGAAGACAGUGUGGGGAAAGACAGCUUGCGAGAUGGCGAAGUCAUUUGGCUCAGCAAUGGCGCUCGUGGCUACUUCCCUUCUCUCUUUGUCAAACAAUGUCAUAACAAGACCGAAGACAAAACCCCUGGGUGA